AUGCGUAUAUGGUCUAUCCCACUCAGGGGUAUUGCAGGCCUCCUACUUAUACAUACAAGCCCCGCAACAGCCGCCCAGGAAGACCUCUCCCAAUAUGUGAAUCCUUUCAUGGGCUCCGAAGGCCCCGAGCCAGGUACCGGCUUCGGCGGAGGUGAUAUCUUCGUGGGAGGUGCGCUGCCCUUUGGCGUGGCUAAAGUCGGCAUUGACUCUACCGCCGCGAACUGGAGCACUGCCGUUCUUAACGGCGGUUGGACGCCUGAUGGGAAUGUCACUGGUAUUAGUAUGAUGCAUGAGAGUGGGACUGGCGGGUCGCCCAAGUAUGGAUUGAUCUCGCAGAUGCCUUUGACUUCUGUUGAUGUGCCGGUCAAUGUGCUUGAUAAUAUGACUUAUAGUCAGCCCAGGAUUGGCAAUGAUACUGCCAGGUUAGGAUACUACAAGACUAAUCUGAAGAAUGGAAUCACUGUUGAGCUCUCCGCUUCUCGGCAUGCUGGUAUCAUGGAGUAUUCGUUUCCGGAGGGUGAGAAGCAUGUGCUUGUUGAUGUGUCGCAUUAUCUCCCGGGCUCUCCUGGCGAUGCGAACGGCCAGAUAUUUGUGGGAGGCGAGAUCCAGAUUGAAGCCAAUGGUAAAGCAUACAGUGGGUAUGGCACGUAUGCUGGAGGAUGGAAUAACGGAGCUCCAUUUACUGUCUACUUCUACGGAGAAUUUUCGGCUCUGCCAGACCAGACGCAGACAUUCUCUGGCAUCAAUACAGAUCCGAUGACCAGAUACCAAAAUCUAGCCAAUGGCGGAAUAAGCGAACCAACAUUCAAAAACAAAUCAAGUAAAGUAACAUCAGGUCCCAUGAACAAUCGCAUUGGCUUGCUACUCAGCUGGAACGAUGGACCUGCUUCGCAUAUUACCUCGCGCGUUGGUAUAUCAUCUAUUUCCACCGACCGGGCCCGUUCCUACAUACAAAAGGAGAUUCCAUCAUGGAAAUUGAACGAUACAGUCGCUGCUGCGGUUAAGGAAUGGAAUAUGGAUGUGUUCAAUAAGAUUCAAGUUCCACUUGAUGACUCUGCCAACAUGACGCAGGUCAGGCUAUUGUACAGCUCGUUGUAUUUCAUUCACCUGAUGCCUUCGGAUCGAACUGGAGAGAAUCCUCUAUGGAAUUCAGAGGAGCCUUACUGGGAUGAUUUCUACACAAUGUGGGAUAUUUUCCGCUGCACUGUUAGCUUCUAUCACAUCUUCCAGCCAGAAUACUACGAGUCCAUGAUCCGAGGACUGAUUGAUAUUUGGAAACACGCAGGAUUCCUCCCAGACGGUCGCUCAGGAAACUGGAACGGACUGGUCCAAGGUGGCUCCGAUGCAGACAACGUCCUAGCUGACGCAUACGUCAAAGGCAUGCGAGGCGCCAUAAACUGGACGGAAGGCUACGCAGCUAUGAAGAAGGACGCAGAAGUCACACCCUACAACACCUUUGAUCCAACAGAUAUGACAGCAAGUACCAAAGAAGGUCGCGGUGCGCUAGAUGACUGGAAAGAACUGGGAUAUGUAUCCCAGGACCAUAACACGCGCUGUAUCUCGCGCACCGUUGAGUAUAGCUUGAAUGAUUUCGCUGUCAGUCAGGUCGCCGCCGGGGAAAUGCCCGGUGACCGAGAGAAGUAUCUUAAUCGAUCCGCUGGGUGGCAGAAUAUUUGGAAUCCUGAUGUCAAGAGUCUGGGUUUCAGUGGGUUUAUGGCACCGAAGUUCUCAAAUGGAUCGUUCAAUGAUAGUGGAUAUGAUCCGUUGUUGUGCUAUGGGUGUGAGUGGCAGGAUUAUACUUACGAGGGGAUUCCAUGGGAAUACUCUUUUGUCAUUCCUCAUGAUGUGAAGACUCUCAUUGAGUUCAUGGGAGGGGAGACGACAUUCGAGUCUCGACUCGAUUUAAUGUUCAAACCAAACAUGUCCGUUCAAAAUCUCGGUGCGAAUGGCGCAGCCAUCACCACAUUAAUUAACAUUGGCAACGAACCCGACUUUGCCACGCCUUAUCUUUACAACUACAUCAACAAGCAAUACAAGAGUGUCAGGCAGUCUCGCAGUCUAGCCAAUCAAUAUUUCAAAGAUACAGCCUACGGAAUCCCUGGAAACAGCGACGCAGGCGCAAUGAAUUCCUGGCUCUUAUGGCAGAUGCUGGGUAUUUACCCAAUCGUCACCCAGCCCGUUUACCUGCUCUCGUCGCCCUGGUUCCCCGAUCUGAACAUGACAAUCAACGGAAACAAGACACUCCGAAUCUCCGCUACUGGUCUCGAGAGUGGGUAUUAUGUGCAGAGCGUUAGGAUCAAUGGCAAAGCAUGGACCAAGAACUGGUUUGAGCACGAGGAUGUCAUGACGAAUGGUGGCACGAUCGAAUUUGAGCUUGGAGAGGAUGCGAAAACGUGGGAGACUGGGAAUGUGCCGCCUUCCCCGGGACAUGUGCAGUUUGACAGGAAGUAG
Molecule: messenger RNA, 2451 nt
Organism: Penicillium nucicola
Lineage: Eukaryota; Fungi; Ascomycota; Eurotiomycetes; Eurotiales; Aspergillaceae
Product: GH92 family glycosyl hydrolase
Exons: 10
Coding region: 1-2451 (816 amino acids)
Biological process (GO): protein quality control for misfolded or incompletely synthesized proteins; glycoprotein catabolic process; protein deglycosylation
Cellular component (GO): nucleus; cytosol
Molecular function (GO): carbohydrate binding; peptide-N4-(N-acetyl-beta-glucosaminyl)asparagine amidase activity
Source: RefSeq, a predicted model, not a curated record